AUGACUCUCCUUUCAGCGAGGCGAGUAACAGGCCGGGUCUGGACCUCGGCCGACUGUUACAGCUUCGCUCUCCUUCGUCGAGCGCGAUGCUACAGUACAGAGUCUGUGCCGCCCAGUCAGUCGGCGUUUAGGAAACAACCACAGUUCCGCGAUUACUUUGUCACCCAUCUGCCGUCGUCUUCGCUUCAUCCGGACCCCCGUGGUCCGUCCUCGCCAUUCCAUAAGCUCCCUCGCUCCGCCUCUAUACCUCACACCGGAGAUACUCCACAAUCACCAGCUGCCUUCCAAGCUUUAAUAGACCGCGAGACAACAGUCGUCCGGAUUCCACUCCGCAAUGCGAAGCACCAUUUCGGCGCCGUCACCUCCCGUGGAACCCGUCCCUCCAACGAAGACACGUACCAAGCUGGCGUCAUUGACAUCCCCGCCUUUGCGAAACGAGCUCCAACUUCACUGACGAUUCGGCGAUCUAAUAAGCAUGAUCCUUUGGCCCACCCCCGGGAGUCGCGCGGUGCGGAAACAGCCAGUGGAGACCCACAGGUUUUCUAUUUCGGUGUCUUUGAUGGCCAUGGCGGAUCCGAGUGUAGUUCGUUCUUGAGGGACUAUCUGCACGAGUAUAUCCAGAACGCGGCAUUUGAUAUCGAACUUCGAUCCAGCCUACGACCUGGUGCCGAGGUGCCACCCACUACGAGCGAACUACCUGUGUUGCAAGAGGGUGACCGACGCAGAAUCGGAGACUUAGAGAAAUACCUUGUGCAGACCUGGAGACGGGUAGUUGGUGGCUACUUCAAGAGAUUCAAACCGCCGCAUUUCGCCUACACUGGCACCGAGUCCACCGACCCGGGUGUUGAGAACCACAUCUCCAUCGAGGAAGUUGUGGAGUACGCCUUCCUGCGUGCGGAUCUAGAUUUUGUCAAUGCUCAAGCAGCUAAGCGAGAUGACGAUCCAGUCCGAGCUGAGAGACCUCUGAACGACGACGAAAUCUUUCACAGGCCCAGCAUGACCCGAUCUCCCCAGAUCGGCGGAAGCGCCCGGUUCAAGGGUGGCAGCACCGGAAGUGUCGCGAUGAUCUCGACCCCGACGCCAACCCCGUUCUGGCAUCCCGUCGCCCCAUCAAGUCUCCUAGUUGCCCAUGUCGGCGACACGCGCAUGCUCCUCUGUUCAACAGAAACUGGCGACGCCAUCCCCAUCACAUCAAACCACCACCCCUCCUCCCCAUCGAGGCAUCCCGACUCCGACGCCAACACACGCGCUUUCGGCGAUGUGCAGUCCAAGCGCAUCGGAGUCUCUGCGGAGCCUGAACUCAAGCGCAUAGAGCUUGGCCCGGCCGAGUUCUCGUUUUUGGUUUUGGUAUCUGAUGGCAUCAGCGGGACACUGCUUGACCAGGAGAUCGUUGAUAUCGUCAAGGAAUCCAAGACGCCGGAGGAGGGGGCGCGUGAUGUGGUCAAUUUUUCGACCGAGGUCACCAGGGAAGGUGAUAAUGCUACCUGUCUUGUUGUUCGGCUCGGUGGUUGGGAGCGUCGUCUCGAGGGCGGCGUUGGUAGUAUGGGUACCAAGGAGUCUCGCGAAUGGCGUCGACAGGAUGCCACUGAUCCGCGCAGGUCACGGACGUGA
Messenger RNA from Penicillium mononematosum, 1611 nucleotides. RefSeq names its product type 2C protein phosphatase PTC6 (gene ptcA). The transcript has 3 exons. Gene Ontology annotation, biological process: protein dephosphorylation. Gene Ontology annotation, molecular function: cation binding; protein serine/threonine phosphatase activity. The record is from RefSeq and is a predicted model, not a curated record. The coding region runs from base 1 to 1611 and encodes 536 amino acids. NCBI's taxonomy places the organism in Eukaryota, Fungi, Ascomycota, Eurotiomycetes, Eurotiales, Aspergillaceae.